Messenger RNA from Bemisia tabaci, 3095 nucleotides. Lineage: Eukaryota; Metazoa; Arthropoda; Insecta; Hemiptera; Aleyrodidae. The record is from RefSeq and is a predicted model, not a curated record.
ACGUAACACUCCUCGCGUGGUUUCCGUGCUUUGGGCUUUAUAUCUGACACCCAGAGUCUAAUCUUAUCUGAUAAAAUCAAUCCGAUCAAAGCAGUUCAUUACUUUCGAUUUAUAGGUCAUAUUUGUUUUGUGAAAACCGGCGAGAAUAAAAUCGCAAAAAAGUGAGUGCGAGCAAAUUUCUCAAGCCGGAUAUUUUCUUGCGAUCGAACUAGAAUCUACCGUAAUGCCAUUUAAAACGCAGCAAGUGCAAAAGAAGUGAGUCAAAAGCAUCCCGUGUCUGGUGAGCUUCCAAGUGUACAGCUGCUCGACCACCCGAAGCAACAAGAGGGCUACCACGAAGUUAGGGCGUUGCGGCCGCGGUAAAUUUUCCCGGAAAAAUCGGUUCGCGAUUCCCGAAAAUUCUGCGCGACGCAACGCCCCGGCGGGAGUGCGUAACAGGAGUUAUCAAAGCUCGAAAAAGUCGCGGAACAGACGUAGCGUCAGACUGGCUUUGUGACUGAGCGAACUUUUCAUUGUGCGCCUGGUUCGGGCAGCUCUGAGCGUGUUUACCAAGCCCGGCCUUUGAGCUUCUGAGCUCGGUUCGGUGUGCGGAAAUGAAGCUGGCUCUGGCGACAAGUGCUUUGGCUUGGGGUGAGUGCCGUCUCGUAAGUUUAGUGUUUCUGCUCAGAGUUGUAAUCGUUUCGUUCACCGUCCCCGUCCUGACCCCGGUGCUCUGCCAACGGCCUGAACAUAACGUCAGCUCCAGUCCAGCCGGAAUCACGCGAUGUCGACGGACGCACGUGGAGAUCGUGGUGUCGCCACUUGUGAGCAAGUCGGCCGUCCGGGAGCUCCAGUUUUUCUGGGAGACAGAGACAGUCACGCCGGGCGACUGGGUGGGCUUCUACUUCGGACACCCCCUCGACUCUCCCCCACACCUUCUCAUCGGCGUCCCCGUCGAUGAACCCCUCGGAUGGCACCGCACCGUCUUCACCGAGAAUCACACCGAACCCGACCAACUUGGCUACCACAAGAAAUGCCUCGGAUACUGGGUCGCUUACUACCGCGCUGGCAACAACGACACAGCGGAAGCAACCAACUGCUUACACACAAACCCACGAUGGAUGGAGGAGAUGAAGUCAUCGCUUUCGGGAAUGCAAUUGAGGAAUACGUUCUUGCCAGGCACCCAUGACUCCGGUGCAUAUACCGAGUACGACCCUCAUACCGGCGAAAACCUCUAUCAGAAAUAUGUCUACACCCAGGACGAAACAAUCUUAGGACAGAUGAUUUACGGUGCUCGGUACUUCGAUUUGCGAGUUGGUAAUUACAACCGGUCCUCCAGCGACACCUGGUGGGUCAACCACGGACUCAGCAGGACUCAUCCUUUGAGGGAGGUCAUUCAUGAUAUCAAACAGUUCCUGGAUAACACACAAGAAAUCAUCCUUUUGGAUUUCCACGAGUUUCCAGUCGGGUUCAAGUCGAAAAAGAACUUGCCGCACGAUAGCCUGGUGAAGUACCUGCUGGCUCACUUCCGGGACUACCUGGUGCCGGCUUCGGUGAGUUGGGCGGCGAGCGUGGGCGACAUCUGGAACUCCGGGCGCCGGCUCAUCAUCUCCUACAACGACGAGGACGUCGUCGACCGCUACGGCGACUCCCUCUGGCUCCCCGUCCACCAGAAGUGGGGCAACGUCCAGAACCUCGACAACCUCAAGAACUACCUCGAUCUCGUCGUUAAGAGUCGUCCAGCGUACCAAUGGGCGGCGAUGGCGCAGAUGACACCGCGAACGAUGGACGUGAUCCUGAAUCGGUUGGACGGUCUGCGGAAGAUGGCGCACACGGUGAACGGGGCCGUGACGAUGUGGUUCCGCGGAAGUUGGGGUCGCACUUGCAAUAUCGUCGCCGUGGAUUUCCUCCGGAGCACGGGCGUCGUCGAAGCAGCCAUCCAAUGGAACAAGCGACGUAGCAAACGCACCAAUUGCGACUUCGAGCAGUACCCCUAACCUAGAGGUCAACCCCGAUGAAAAAACGAGUGGUCCAGUUUCCUUCUCUUAGGGAAUUACAGUCAGAAACAAUGCGCACGGUGAUUCUAGGUUAACCCGCCUCGAAACAAGAGCGUGUCCUAUGGAUCAAAAUAACACUUUUACCUGUGAAAUUUUAUUUAUUGGUGAUGCUCCCAGGGCUACAGCCAGCCCCCCUCCUCACAAAAUGCCGGGACUCAAAUCGAUUCUACUGCAUUUUGGCGAUGGUCAUGCAUCAAAUCUCAUGAAAAUCGAUACGUUACCAUAAUUUGAUAAACUGAAUUCAUUAGUGACAUUAAAACAAUCGAAAUCUCAGUUAAAACUAGGUUUUCGAGGGGUCCACAAAAUACUAUCUUCAUACGACAAAAACCGGGUUAUCGGCCUCUCCAAGUCUAAGAUAUCGAUUUUCUGAUGCCACUAACCAAAUCAGCGAAUCGAAUGGCAAGGAUGGACACCCACUUUCAUGAGACUCGGUGCAUUGCCGUUGCGAAAAUUCAGGGGGGUUUGCGGUCUGGGGAUUUGAUCUCGGAUCAUCCCGUAUAUAGCUGAGACUUAGCACUCACAUUUCAAGUGACGUCACAAUGAACCACCCUAAUGUCACAAUGGAGGGCAAUCCCAAUCGAAAAUAAUCCUAAUCAGAUUUGCCAAUGGGAAGUCAUGAUCUUGGGUUGCACAUCACAGACUGUCGACCGCCCAUUCUGGAAUCAGAGAUAAUAAAUUCUGGAUUUAAGAGCUAUAGCUUUAGGUUUAUUAGUCGGAGCAACGACUCCGACCAAUGAAUCCGGAUUGAAUGAUGUAUCCAUAAUCAAAAAUAAACUUUAAAUACGGAUUUCUUGACCAGGUGCUAUUUUACGCCCUAUAUUAUAAAGCUUGUGAUUAUGGAGCUUGGAGUGCCUCAAUGAAAGAACCGCCUGAGGUUCCUGAAAGGUUACCUAGAAGACGCUUAUAAAAUCAGACUCGUUUGUUAAGGUUUUUAAAAUUAUUAUACGACUAGUAAGCCAAACAUUUUUUUCCCAGUGUUCCUGUUUUAAUUUAAAGUCAUAAGGUAAGUAUCUUGUAAAUACUUGUAAAAAAGCUGAACGAAAUAAAGUGUUAAAUUUU